Messenger RNA from Hirsutella rhossiliensis, 381 nucleotides. Its product is annotated as l-asparaginase II domain-containing protein. The record is from RefSeq and is a predicted model, not a curated record. The transcript has a single exon. Lineage: Eukaryota; Fungi; Ascomycota; Sordariomycetes; Hypocreales; Ophiocordycipitaceae. Bases 1 to 381 code for a protein of 126 amino acids.
AUGGCUCGCAUCUUCAACGCCAUGACCCAGUAUCCCGAGAUGGUGGCCGGCGACGACCGCUUCUGCACGGUUCUGAUGAAGGCCUUCCAGGGUCGUCUAAUCGGCAAGGUCGGCGCCGACGGCGUCUACGCAGUCGGCCUCCGCAAGUCGGAGCAGACGAGGCAGCUGGGGGCCACGGGUGCGCUCGGCAUCUCCGUCAAGAUCGAGGACGGCAACCUGGACGUCCUGUACGCCGCCGUGGCCGAGAUCCUGGAGCAGCUGGGCGUAGCGACGCCCGAGGUGUCGAGUGCGCUCAUCGGCUUUCGGCAGGGCAAGAUUGUCAACACGGCGGGCGUUGUCACGGGCGGGCUCGCGUUUCCGUUUAGACUGCGAGCGGCGUGA